This is a messenger RNA of Schizophyllum commune H4-8, 918 nucleotides long. RefSeq lists its product as uncharacterized. Lineage: Eukaryota; Fungi; Basidiomycota; Agaricomycetes; Agaricales; Schizophyllaceae. Bases 262 to 780 code for a protein of 172 amino acids. The record is from RefSeq and is a predicted model, not a curated record. The transcript is spliced from 5 exons.
UGUCGCUCGACAUGAGCAGGGCGCCCGCGACAUAGAGCACUCGCCCAACCUUCGACACUGACAGGAAACUCGCCUCCGAACUAGAUUCUCUCGGGCUGUGCCGGCAGCGUCGCUUCUUGCCUUGAGGCUCUACCACGGCUUGCUUCUGCCGUUCUGGAGUCUCCUCGAACGUACGAUCCUGCGCUCAUCGUCGACGCUCGCUAUUCUCCACCCACUGUCGACCUUGCAUAUCUUGGUGUACCCUGGUCUCACGCUCUCGCGAUGGAGGCGUCCUUCGACAACAAGACGAACCUAUUCAAUACGAACCUUCGUUCGAAGGUGGACGAUUCUAUCCUGUAUACUUUCACUACCAAGUCGGGCUACCGGGGGCGCAAGCACACCAUCGUCACCGAUGCGAACCCUGCGCCGGGCCACUCGGCGACUGCCGGUGUCAUUCAUUGGAAGGAGGAAGCCCUUGAGAUCGGCGGCCAGCGGAAGACGACGAAGGAGUUGAAAGAGACUGUUGGCUCCCUGUUCAAGAAGACUCGCUAUUGGCAGUGGGCUCCAGACAGGAAGAAGUAUGAGAUCCGGUAUGAAGACGAGACCUGGAAGGCAUUCCUUCUCAACGAGCUGGUUGCGACGUUCUAUAUACCGUCGCAUCCAAAGCUCUUUGGCAAGUUGAAGCCUUCGAUCCUGCAGAUGGAGCCGAAGGCCCUUCUUGAGGAUGAGGUCUUCCUACUCCUGGUCUUUGCGUAUCUGGAAGUAAGGCGUCAAGAGAAGACGAACAGCUCCCUGACAUAGUUGACCUGUACCAUACUAUACACAGACUUGGACUCUUACGAUGGACAUACCCUCGCAAUACCCACCUCUUGGACCUCUCCUAUUUAUUCUAUCGCAUUGUUUAGUUGUUGUCGCCCGGGCCAACCGGGACGCGCCCCA